Messenger RNA from Salvelinus fontinalis (brook trout), 2031 nucleotides. RefSeq names its product zinc finger protein 180-like. Gene Ontology annotation, cellular component: nucleus. The annotation marks the transcript as partial. Gene Ontology annotation, biological process: central nervous system development; regulation of transcription by RNA polymerase II. The transcript has a single exon. Lineage: Eukaryota; Metazoa; Chordata; Actinopteri; Salmoniformes; Salmonidae. Gene Ontology annotation, molecular function: DNA-binding transcription factor activity, RNA polymerase II-specific; RNA polymerase II cis-regulatory region sequence-specific DNA binding. The record is from RefSeq and is a predicted model, not a curated record.
CCUUAUAUCUGUGCUCAAUGUGGGAAUAGUUUUACUACAUCAAGCAAUCUGACUUCACACCAGAGAACACACACAGGAGAGAAAUCUCAUAGUUGUGAUCAAUGUGGGAAGAGUUUUGGUGGAUCUGGCCAGCUGACAUCACACCAGAGAAUACACACAGGAGAGAAACCUUAUAGCUGUGGUCAAUGUGGGAAGAGAUGUACUACAUCUUACUCUCUGACUGUACACCAGAGAAAACACACAGGAGAGAAAUCUUAUAGCUGUGGUCAAUGUGGGAAGAGUUUUGGUAGAUCUGGCCAGCUGACAUCACACCAGAGAAUACACACAGGAGAGAAACCUUAUAGCUGUGCUCAAUGUGGGAAGAGAUGUACUACAUUAAGCAAUCUGACUUCACACCAGAGAACACACAGAGGAGAGAAACCUCAUAGUUGUGAUCAAUGUGGGAAGAGUUUUAUGACAACAAGCAAUCUGACUUCACACCAGAGAACACACACAGGAGAGAAAUCUCAUAGUUGUGAUCAAUGUGGGAAGAGUUUUACGACAUCAAGCAAUCUGACUUCACACCAGAGAACACACACAGGAGAGAAACCUUAUAGCUGUGAUCAAUGUGGGAUGAGUUUUACUAUAUCUAGCUCUCUGACUUCACACCAGAGAACACACACAGGAGAGAAACCUUAUAGCUGUGAUCAAUGUGGGAAGAGUUAUACUACAUCAAGCCAUCUGACUUCACACCAGAGAACACACACAGGAGAGAAACCUCAUAGCUGUGAUCAAUGUGACAAGAGAUACUCUGAUAAAAGAUCUCUGAUCAAACAUCAGAAAAUGCAUACAUGAAGAAGUUGUUUCAUGAUAUCAAUGAAAUAAUGUCACAAUUUAGAAUGUUUUAACAUUGUAGAAGCAGUAUUUUAAUGAUGUCACAAUGUAGAAUGUUUUAACAUUGUAGAAGGAGUAUUUUAAUGAUGUCACAAUGUAGAAUGUUUUAGCAUUGUAGUAUGAGUAUUUUAAUGAUGUCACAAUGUAGAAUGUUUUAACAUUGUAGUAGGAGUAUUUUAAUGAUGUUCUACCUUAUCGUUUGCCCUGUUCAAUUGAUUGCAGCAUGAUAUGGAUAUUAGCCUCAGGGGGAAAUCCAGGCUCUGAAUUGAAAGAGUAUUAUUUAACCAAAAUUGACUAACAAAAAAAGAGCUGUGUUACACUUACCGUGUUGGUGACCCACUUUAAUCAAAAUUCAGCACUUCAAAAUGUAGCUAGCUGUUAUCUACGAGUUGAAAAAGCUGCUUGUUUAAAAAAAUAUUGGUAAUAUGAUAAUUGUUGCAGAUGUUUGUGUAUAUACACACAUGAAAGCAGUAUAAUAAAUUGUACUAAUCAAUUUGAUUAACAAUCUGACAUCAAUCCAGUAUUUCUUGACCACAUUCAAAUGCUAGUUGUCUUUAUUCCACUACUGAAGAAGCAUCACUCAAAUGACCUCAUAUUUCAAACAUCCAGCCUGACAAAAGAUACAUGUUUUAUUAUUCCAUGCCUCACCCUUAAGGGAAGUAUUGCCAAUACAUAUCAACAAAAGGGUGUACAUUUGGUUUUGAUAUUUACAAUUAUGUAAUAUUUAGUAAUCAUAAUUAUUUAUGCAACCAGCUGACCAUUUUUGGGUACAAUUAUAUUGACGUUGUUACCCUUCUUCUGGAAUAUCAGGAUUCAUUCUCAGAUGUGCUAACCCAAAUGCUUGACUUUGGGGGACUGGGCCCCGAUCCAACAACAUGCCUAUCUAGUGAACCCUGAAAAGAGAGAGAAGCUCUGCAGUGAGGUGGAAAUUUACUACCGAUAUUGCAGGUGUUGGUCCCCCGGGUGGCGCAGUGGUCUAAGGCACUGCAUCGCAGUGCUAGCUGCGCCACCAGAGUCUCUGGGUUCACGCCCAGGCUGGGCUGGGUUCGCGCCCAGGCUCUGUCGCAGCCGGCCGCAACCGGGAGGUCCGUGGGGCGACGCACAAUUGGCAUAGCGUCGUCCGGGUUAGGGAGGGUUUGGCCGGUAGGGAUAUCCUUG